CAAUCGGUAUCCGUCAGCGGACGGGCGGGAAGCUAGAUUGCCGGAACAGGGGAACCCGCUGGGAGUGCGGAGGAAGUUGGUGUGGGCGGCGGGAGAAGCCGGUCUCCAGAUCUGGCGGCCUUUGGAAAGUGGUUUCCGUGCGUGGGGCUUUCCUGAGGAGGAGGAGCGGCAGCGGCAGCGGCAGCGGCGGCGUCUGCAGCAAAAUCCCCGGGAUUUUGCGAGGCUAACCUUUAAUUCGAUGCAGAGCUGAUCCCCGAUUUGUUUUCGGCUCCAGGGAAACAACAGGGCUUUUCAUUUGACACGGAGGCUGGCAAAACGGGAGUAAGGGGUUAUUUGCAAAUCAUUUUUAGGAGAUCUAAACCCAACGGGACAGAUGUGAAUCGCUUUGACCUUCCAGUUAUUGAAAACAUGUCAGCAUAUUUCCUCCUCACUCUUAACAAAUGAAUAAUUGAAUAUACGUGUAUACAUCUUCACCUAGUUUUUUUAAAAAUAAUUUCUUAGGUGCAAUGUGAGUGUGCAUUGUUCUGAAGCACUAUGAGCAACGUGAGGGUUAACAGGCUUGUCAGCGUUUGGCUCUGGAUGUAUUUCUUAUUUUUAAACCUAGGAGAUUAUUGGUUUUAGUAACAGACACAUUUUUCCUAUUUGGCAGGGAAGUAUUGCAAGGUACUACUGUAGGCAUGAAAAGAGGAAUAAGUGACAUGUAUUUGCAAAGCAUCCAAAUGUAAAAGUUGGGAGGGGACGUGGAUAUCAACCAGUGCAAGAAUCUAUUGCAGUGGACUUCUACAUCUCUGGCUAAAAUUAAUGCAUUUUGGCCUUAGCCUUGAGUUGUUUUUCUUUCUAAAAUACAUUGUUGUUUGUACUCUUUUUUAGGAAUCUUUCAAUCUAUUAAUAGGACAGCAUUGCAUAAAUAUGGACAGAAAUCCUUCACCCCCCUCAAGUGAUUCAGAGGAGGAAGAAGUGGCUGCUGGAGAUUCCAUUGGAAAUACAGUCUACAGCAAACUCUGGCUAUUUAAUGUGCUUACAAAAUUAAUUGAGAAGGCUUCAAAACUGGACAAUGCAGAAGAACCCAUGGAACUAGAUGAAGAGAUGGAGAAUGAUAUUUGCAAAGUAUGGGACAUGUCAAUGGAUAAGGAUGUUGCUUUAUUUUUACAAGAGUUUAAAGCCCCUGAUAUAUUUAUGGUUAUUCUUGCAAAGUCCAAGUGUCCUCGACUUGCUGAAAUCUGUGUGGGUAUUCUGGGAAAUAUGGCCUGUUGCCAAGAUACAUGCGUAUCUAUUAGUAAAGAUGAGAACCUUGGACAAAUAGUGCUGCAACGUUUAUGUGAUUCCGAUUCCCCUACUCUGCUUGAAACAAGCCGGUUACUGUUCACUUGCCUCUGUCAAUCUGAGGUGGCUAAUAUUUGGGUGGAGAGAAUCCGACAAAGUCCAUGCUUCUAUGACUGUUUCUGCUUUAUCAUGUCUAGUUCUACAAAUGUGGAGUUGCUGGUGAAAGUUGGUGAGGUGGUUGAUAAGUUGUUUGACUUGGAUGAAGAAUUAAUGAUAAAUUGGAUUAAAAAAGAUUCUUGUCCAUCAGCGGGACAACCCACAGAUGAUUCUCCAGAUGAACUUCCUGAUUUUAAGAUUGUACCUUGUCUGCUUGAAGCUGCAAAACAAGUUUGCUCGGAUAACAAUUCCGAAGGACUUGAAGUUUAUAUGCAUAUUCUACAGCUGCUCACUACUGUGGAUGAAGGCAUUCAAACAAUUGUAAAGUCUCCUGAUAGAGGAAAGGAAAUGUGGAACUUGUUAUAUAAUCUCUUCUGCAAUGAACUCUGCCAGCCAGAUGAUCCACCAAUUAUUGUUCAAGAACAGAAGACUGUGUUGGCUUCUAUUUUAUCUGUGCUAUCAGCCAUCUUUGCUUCACAGACUGAACAGGAUUAUGCCAAGAUAGAAAAGAAUAUGGCUCUUAUUGACAGUGUGAUUAGAGUGUUACAAAAUAUGGAUGAAAGUGUGAAGAGAUCUGUAGAUAGCUCAAACAAAUCCCAGUCAGAAGAGUGUGAAAAGUUGGAAAUAGUUGAUGAAGAUUUCCAUUUAAAAAUCUUGAAGGACAUCUGUUGUGAAUUACUCUCCAAUAUGCUUCAGGAAUUAUCAGAGGAAAACAUAUUGGAGGGGCUCAAGCAAGGUCAUAUAAAUGAACAGAAAUGUUCUUGUGCAUUUCAGAAUCUCCUCCCAUUUUAUUCAUCUUCGGUGGAGAGUUUUCUUGAAGUGCUGCAUGGAGCGGAUCAGACUCUUGCUGACAGCUUGAGCAAAAGCUUCCCAAGUUUGAAGCACCAGACAUAAGCACGUGGGUCUACUUUGUGCAGGAAAUUGUGUAUAAUUCAUUUCUCAUUGAAGAAGGCAAUGGAUAAAGAAUUCCAAACAAACUGAGACCUAGAUGACAAUCCUUUUAAAUAGAAGUGAUAGAAAAUGGCCUGAAAAACAAACUCCCUGAAGACUGUUUAGCAUCUGCAGCUCUGCAUUUUUUAGUGCUGUGGGUAGUGUCAAAAUGCAACAUAAUUUUAUAUGUUAAUAGCUAUUGAGGUCGUAAAUUUCAACAAAAAAUGAACAAUGCUUCAUCUAGUCUUAAAAGUUGUUCUUUUCCCCCUAUUAAAAUUAAAAUUAGUUAAGAUUUUUACAGAAAAUAUUGCUGUGGUUUGUUUCUCUUAUGGAGUUAAAAAAAGAUGAUUCAGAACAUUGUACCAAGAUAAACCUUAACAUUGUAGUAACAUCCAAAAUUGGACAUUUUUGUAACUAAUAAAUAAGUAUUCUAACCUA
Python bivittatus (Burmese python) is the source of this 2787-nucleotide messenger RNA. The record is from RefSeq and is a predicted model, not a curated record. Lineage: Eukaryota; Metazoa; Chordata; Lepidosauria; Squamata; Pythonidae.